AUGUUCUUCCAUUCCAUGCACCCCACGGGGCCCACCCCCACCUCCCUACCCUUGCAGCUUCUGGGCAACGUAUCAGAGUUCAACUGGGGAGUGGAGUACCUUUCUCAGCAUCUCUCCUUCGACCUAGAUAUACGCGUGUGUGUUCCAUACUCGCCCCUCCCUCUCCCAUGCCCCUCUCUUCUCUUCCUUCUCUCCCUCCCCUCGCACUCAGCACCUCUCCUUCGAUCCAGACAUUUGCGUGUGUGUUCCAUACUCGCCCCUUCCUCUCCCUUCCUCUCGCUGCCUCUGUUUCUCUCCAAUGCUCCCCCCCUCCUUUUUUCCUCUGCCUCUAACUACUUCCCUCCCCUCCCAAGCCCUCGUCAAACCCCCAAACCGUUUUCUCUCACCUUCCACCCACUACCUGUGGCUCUAUAUACCCUGUGCUUUCUGAAUGGAUUUUCCCCUUGCUCUCUCCCUCUCGCUCCCCACAGAAAUGUAUUUGAGGCCAACAUAAGGGCUCUGGGAAGCCUCCUAUCCGCCCACAUGCUUAUCCUGCAAAGCCACGACCCCACGCUGCCACCUGUCCAUCCCUCAUUGGCUGGCGUGCAUCUGGCACCUGGGUACAAGGGCCGUCUGCUGGAGCUGGCUAUUGAUCUGGGCUUCAGACUUCUCCCCGCCUUCUCAUCAGGCACGCCCAUCCCCUACGCAUGGGUGAAUCUCCGGAGGGGAGUUCUUCCAGACGACGUCACUCAUACAUGCACUGCCGGCGCCGGCACUCUGCUGCUGGAGUUCAGUGCGCUCUCGAACAUCUCCGGCAUUCCCAUUUUCCAGGAGAAGGCAGAGGCAGCAGUGGUUGCUCUGUACAGGCGGAGGUCGCCCCUGAACCUCGUGGGCAAUGGAAUCAGCAGCACGUCAGGAGUGUGGCUGCAGCGGGAAUCCACAGCAGGAGCUGGCGUUGACUCCUUCUUUGAGUACCUCCUCAAGGGCUACCUGCUGCUGGGAAAGAGCACUUUUCGCCGAAUGUUUUCCAAGGUGUAUUCUGGUGCAAUGCGGUAUAUGGCGGUACGGGGGGAGUCCAUGGUGCGCUGGCUGCUAGAUGUGGGCAUAGACAACGGGCAUCUGGGCCGGCACUAUGCUUCGUCCCUCCAAGCGUUCUGGCCCGCCAUGCAGGUUCUUGCCGGGCAGACCGCGGAUGCCCGAGUCAUCCACAGUGGCCUCUGGGCAGUGUGGAAAAGGUUUUCCUUCCUGCCCGAGCUUUUCAGCGUGACUGCUUCAGCCGUUCAUCCAGUGGAAAGGGGAUACCCACUGCGGCCUGAGAUGGCAGAGAGUGCUUACUUCCUCUUCAAGGCCACAGGCAACCACACGUACCUGGAGAUCGGGAGGGAUAUUGCUGCAGCCCUCAACACAGUCACACGCGCAGGUUGUGGGUUUGCAAGUGUUGGCGACGUGCAGACACAUCGCCUUGACGACCACAUGGAGUCAUUUCUGCUCUCUGAAACACUUAAGUGCCUCUACCUCCUCUUCUCCCCUCACAUUGACAUCGCCGCCCGGUUCGUGUUCUUCACAGAAGGUCAUCAUCCCCUCUCACCCGAAGCGGGUGUUCAUUCAUCUCAAACAACACUUGAUGUUACUCCUUGUUGUCUCCCUCCCACCAGGUACCUCUACCUCCUCUUCUCCCCUCACAUCGACAUCUCCGCCCGGUUCGUUUUCUCCACAGAAGGUCAUCUCCUGUCGCUGAACCUUCCCAGAAUCUUCCGUGUCGUCUGCCCGUCCGAAGACCACCCUGACAUGUCGCCAGCUGGCGACUGCCGAGUGGUUGCUGCCACUGCUGACAUGGAUGCUGACGUGGACACUGAUGUAGAUGCUGACAUGUCGCAAUCCCCCUUGCAGGCUCCAAACGAGGCACAGAAACCCCCGGAUGAAUCACAAAGACCACAGUCACAACCCCCCUUGCUCGAGAAGCAACAGCCCUCGUUUGAGUCACGCAAACCCUCGUCUGAAUCACGCAAGCCCUCGUUUGAGGCACGCGUGUGUGAGGACUCUCUUUCUGCCCUGGGCUCUCUAGUAGAUCCGGACUUGGCUUUAAGGCGACAGCUGGUUUGUGAGGCCGUGGUGGGGACGUUUGAGAGGGAUGAGCAUGGAGGAAAGGGGUGGUAUGGUGCAUGGGAGGACGAGGAUAAGGCGAGUGGGGAGGGGGAAGGAGGCGAGGAGGAAGCACGAGAGAAGGGAGAGGGGGAAGAAAGGAGGGAUGAGGUUGGGGAAAGGACGGAGGGAGAGGGUGGGGUUGGGAGAUUGAGAGAUGGAGCAGGGAGAGCAGGCGAAAAGGGAGAUGACAAGAGUGGGAUGGAAAGUGGAUGCGUGGAGGGUGGAGAAUUGAAGAGUGGUGUGCGGGUGAGUGGAGUGGCUAGUAAUGUGGAGGGAGAGAGAGUGCCAGCUAUAAGUGAGAAGGGGAGCGUGGAGGGUUCAAGGGAGAAGGAAGCGGAGACAAGGGAGGAAGGUUUGAAGGAGAUGGAAGAAAGGGAGACAAGGGAGAGGAGAGAGCGGAGAAUGGGGAGGGACGAGAGAAAGCGGAGAUUAGAGAGAGCUAGGGAAAGAGAGAGGAGGAAGAAAGUGGCCGAGAAAAUCUUAGACGAGCGGCAGAGGGACAUGCAACGAGAACGAGAGUUGAGACGACUCAGAACGCAAGCAGCAGGGCUGCGGCUGAUGCAGGGGAGGAGGGACGAGAGAUGGAGGAGCCCUCUAGAGGAGGAGGUGUCUCGACUUGCUUCCUUCAUCAGAUUCCAGGAGCGGCAGAGGGAGCAGCAACUAGCGGCAGCCGCCGUCGCAGCAGCAGCAGCAGCAGCAGGGGGAGAGGAGGGAGCAGAGGGAGCAGGGCGAGAGGGUGUGGGUGAACAGGGGCACAGAACCCACCUGUGUGGUGCGUUUGCUUGUAUGGUUGUGUCCCCCCAUGCUUCCCCUUUGCUCCCUGCCCGCAUCCCUCUCCCCCCAUCCCUCACCAAUUCCCCUGGAGCACAAGAGCACGUGCAAGCCGCGCCGCGCUCCCCUGUGUGGUGCGCUUGGCUGGAUUCCCCCAACCCAGCACAAGUGUCCCCGUUCCUCUUUGCUUUUUCCCCCCCUUCCGCUUACAUUUCCCCCUAUUUCUCUCUGUUUCUCUCAGAGCACAAGGUCCCAGCAGCGCCCCCCUGUGUGGUGCGCCUGGUUAACUCCCCCCCACCCGAGAAUGACAGUUCCUCCGGACAUCAAACGAACGUGACUGUGCGAGAGGGUGAGGAAGAGAGAGGGGAAGAAGAGAGAGGGGUGAGAAAGAAUGGAGAGAGUGCGGAGGUGGGUGAGGGGGAGAGGGUAGCUGAUGGGGGAGGUGAGGGGAGCGGUGGCGGAAGAGGGGAAGGGGGGUGGGAAACGGAAAAGGGGAGGAGGGGAGGAGGAGAGGGGAGGGGGGGAAGAGGGAGGGGGCAGGAGCUUGUGGAUACUGUGAGUGUAAACCUGCCUGCAGGGGCUGCUGAGUUUGGCCCUUUCCUUGGGAAUGGUGAUGAUGGGGGUGAUGGUGGUGAUGGUGAUGGUGGGAGUUAUGGUGGUGGUAGUGGUGGUGGUGGUGAUGGUGAUGCUGGUGAUGACGAUGGUUAUGAAGCAUCCCCUAUACAAGCAUGUGUGGACCGCUUGUCGAAUCCUGGCGAGGUGAAAGGGCGGGUGGUGGUGGUGAUGCGUGGGGGAUGUUCCUUCCAACAGAAGGUGGUAGCAGCACAGAGAGCAGGCGCUGCUGCUGUGAUUGUUGUCAACCAUGUUAUGGGGGGAAGGGCGCUCAAUAUGGCACCUGAUGUUCCGGGUUCUGAUACUGUCACACAUGAAGGUGGGGUGUCAGAGGGUGGUGAAGGGACAAAUUCUGAUACAGUCACACCUGAUUCUGGAGUGUCGCAGGGUGGUGAAGGGACGGAUUCAGAAACAGUCACAACCGAUGGGCUGAUGGCAGCGGGUGAUGGAGUGUCAUCAGGAAAAGGCAACCCUUCAUCAGCAGCCGCAUCCGAAGAAGGAUCGGAAGCAGCAGGAGGAUCAGGUUCGGAUGCAGUCACGUCUGUUAAGGAAUCAGCAGCAGGUGAUGGAGUGUCACCAGGGAAAUUAUCAGCAGCUGUAUCAGAAGAAGGAUUAAAGGCAGCAGCAGAAGGAUUAGCAGAAGGAGAAGGAUCACCAGCAGGAGAAGAACCAAUAACAGCAUUAGAAACCCCGGAGGGAGGGGUUUCUAAUGUGGCAGUACAGAUCCCUUCAGUUAGCUUGGGCAAUGCCGAUGGCGCUCUGUUGUUGGCGGUCCUGAGAGGGCAGAUGAGCGUGAGAGAGGCUGCGCGGCGGAAGGCAGAAGGCGGCGAAGGGGAAGGGGAUGGGGUGAAUAGAUUGGAUGAUGGAAAAGCAGCAGAGGUAUGGGUCAAGCUGUUUUGCCCGAAGAAACGGACGGAGGAGGAUCAUCCUGUUUUGUUUGACGUGGACGUCAGCGUGCCGCCACAGUCGCCUUUGCAGAUGCAGCAAGCUGUGAAUGCAAUGAUCCUGCUGCUCAAAGGGGGGCACUUGAAUCGCCUUUUGACAUUUGCAUAA
Messenger RNA from Closterium sp. NIES-65, 4560 nucleotides. Lineage: Eukaryota; Viridiplantae; Streptophyta; Zygnematophyceae; Desmidiales; Closteriaceae. The record is from the annotation of a GenBank genome assembly.